AUGGCAGGAAACAAAUUACGGCUCUACGUAGCUUAUUGGCGGCGGACGCCGUCAAAAACAAGCAACCAAAUAUUUCACACCGGUCUACUGCUCAUUCCCAAGAAUCCACAGAACGACGAGCGUACCACCGCGAGGUAUCAUGUAGUCAACCGUAUCGACCCUGGGACUAAACUCGAAACUUGGAUGUUUGAGCCAACCUUGCAGCUUCUUCCCAGGACCAAUAAGCUCUCUGGACUCAUGCUACUCGGCAAGGUGCCACCCGAGUUCACCGCUGAAGGGAUCGAAGCGAUCCUCAGAACUGUGCAUAUUCCAACUCCACAGGAGUUAGCGAACAUAGAGGCUAGGGGCGACACCUGGCGCUGUCGUUAUUGGGUCGCAGAUGCUUUGAAUGCGCUUGUGGCAGCAGGGGUGAUUCCGCCGCUUCCCCAUAGUUCUGCCCUCGAAGUAGUGAAGACGGGUAGUACUUUCAUCGAGCGUAAGACGAGCGACGGCAACCCGGUGCACAAUGAUUGGUUGUACACAUGUGACCCUUGUGGCAGGGAGAUCACCAGCGAAAUCAGACCCAUUACUGUCUAA
Messenger RNA from Coprinopsis cinerea okayama7#130, 576 nucleotides. RefSeq lists its product as hypothetical. The record is from RefSeq and is a predicted model, not a curated record. Bases 1 to 576 code for a protein of 191 amino acids. Lineage: Eukaryota; Fungi; Basidiomycota; Agaricomycetes; Agaricales; Psathyrellaceae. The transcript has 2 exons.